AUGUCAUCGAGCACGGUUUUUAUCAUCAAUGCACUGAAAAAUAUUGGUGCUAGUAAAGAAGGGAGAAGAAAUAAAAAAUUAAAAGAGAGCGUUAAUAAAGCGUUGGAAUCGAUCAAAGAUGAUUCUGGAGAUGCAAGCAAUGCAGACAUCAUUUUUGAACCGCUUCAGGCAGCAUGCAAAACAAGAGUUAUAGCACUAAUGACUACAGCGUUAGACUGUAUUGGAAAACUUUUUUCAUAUAAUUAUCUGAUAGAAGCCAAUGGAACCUAUAUAUCGGAAAAUGUAGAUGAUAUAGAUGAUUCUUCAAAAGACGUUCAAGACGAAAGCAAAAAACCUCUGGUUGACCGAGCAAUUGAUACAGUUUGUGAUUGCUUUGUAGGUGAAAAUACUGAUGAUAAAGCACUUUUAGCUGCUGUUUCAUCAACAAAGGCUCCUAUUCACCAAUCUUCACUUCUUAAAUCUAUUCGUUAUUCUUACAAUAUAUUUUUACUCUCACGGAGUUCCGUCAAUCAGACAAUUGCACAAGGAACACUAACUCAAAUGGUUAAUCAAGUUUUUAGUCGCAUCAAGGUGAAUGUUGACGAAAAUAUUGAAUCACCUUUAGAGAAAAGAAAAACAGACAUAGAUUUUAAGAGUAAUAAUUAUAACUCAAUAGAAAUUGAAAGUUCAAGUGAGAGUGAGGUUGAUUUAGGAAUUAGCAAUAGCCCCAAAUUAAAUGAGCAUAAUAACAAUGAUAACGAACAAAAUGAUCAGGAAUUAAAUGGUAAACGCAAUGUACGAGAUAGUUUUGAAGAAGCAGCCACAUUUACUGGAACUACACCAACUACCGUUGAGUUAGAAAGCUCUGAUGCGUUAGAAUUUGGACAAUGGAAUGAAUCUCACGAUUCUAGUGAAGAAGUUGUGAAAGUUAUUGAAGAAGAAAUGGUAAAUUUUAAGGGUCCGGAAGAAUUUUCAGCUGAUGGAAAAACAUUGUCAGAUUCUGAGAAUCAGCAAUCAUCUAAUGUUGCGUCCACUCUCGAACAAACUAAUGUAAUCGCCGUUAAUCAGGAUGAUUUAUGCGUUAAAGAUGCUUUUCUUGUGUUUCGUGCUUUAUGCAAAUUAUCUAUGAAACCCAUGUCUGCUGAAGCAUCUAAAGAUUUAAAAUCUCCCCCAAUGCGAUCAAAACUUUUGUCACUACAUCUAAUAUCGACAACAUUAAGCACACAUAUACAUGUAUUUUCUUCUCCUAAUGUUCUAUUUAUGUCAUCCGCUAAACAAGAGAAUAUUCCAUUCGUCCAUGCAGUCAAGCAAUAUUUAUGCUUGAGCUUGAGUAGAAAUGCUGUAAGCCCUUUGCCUCAAGUUUUUGAAAUCAGUCUUGAAAUAUUCUGGCAAUGUAUGAUUAAGUUAAGGAGCCAUUUGAAGAAGGAAAUUGAAGUAUUUUUCAAGGAAAUAUUUCUUCCAAUAUUAGAAAUGAGAACAUCAUCAAUGAAACAAAAAUACGCACUAAUGAGUAUCCUCUCUAGGAUCUGUAGUGAACCUCAAACUCUAGUAGAGCUUUAUUUAAAUUAUGAUUGUGAUAGAGAAGCUUUAGAUAAUACAUACGAGCGGCAAGUAAUUGUAAAUAUUGUUUCAAAAGUUACCACAACACGCACUACAAUAAAUUCAGCAUCUGGUGUGUCGUCUUCCACCAAUUCUGAAAAAGAUAAAGAUCCCAAUUCAUCUACGACAUCGCUUGCUAGUACAUCAAUGCAAUCUACAAACGUUAUUCCACCAUCUCUCGAUACAAAAUCCAUAACUACUAAUACUACAUCACAAUCACAUCCAAAUCUCCCAGAUGAGCUUGCAUUAAAAUAUCAGGGGCUUGAAUGCCUCGUUUCAAUUUUACGUUCUCUUGUUGCGUGGUGUAGUAAUAAACCAUCUGUGGAUGGCAUUGAUUACGAUAAGGAUGAAUCAAUUAGAAAAAGUGAAGAAACCGUUACUGAAUUGGCAUUAUCUCAAAAUUCGGUAACGGUACAAAAUACAAGCAAGUCUUCACCAUCAUCCUCUACAAUGUCAAUGUCCGGUUCAUAUUUUGGUGAUAUAAAAAGUGUAAUUCCAAAGGCUAUGGAUGAUCCAGAACAAUUUGAAAAUCUGAAGCAUCGAAAGCAAGUGCUUCAAGAUGGUAUUAAAACGUUUAAUUUCAAACCAAAAAGGGGAAUUCAAGCACUAAUCUCAGCGGGUUUUAUUCCUAGCACUGAGCCCUUAGAAAUAGCAAAAUUUUUAUUGAACACGGAAGGAUUAAACAAAACCAUGAUCGGCGAAUAUUUGGGUGAAGGUGAAACAGAAAAUGUUGCAACUAUGCACGCGUUUGUUGAUUUGAUGGAUUUUUCAAAUAUGAAUUUUGUUGACGCAUUACGACAGUUUUUACAGUCUUUCCGUUUGCCUGGUGAAGCUCAAAAAAUUGAUAGAUUUAUGUUAAAAUUUGCUGAACGAUACGUAGACGGCAAUCCAACUCAAUUUGCUAACGCAGAUACCGCUUAUGUCCUUGCAUAUUCGGUUAUUAUGUUGAAUACUGAUCUUCAUAAUCCUCAAAUAAAGCGCCGUAUGACAAAAUCUGAAUUUAUAAAAAAUAAUCGUGGAAUAAACGAUAACUCUGAUUUGCCCGAAGAAUUUCUAACGGCAAUAUAUGAUGAGAUACAAAAUGAUGAGAUUAAAAUGAAAGAUGAACAAGAUGCUGCGCUGGUGCAGCCAAUAACACCGAAUUCCGGAAUUGGUAUUGCGAAUUUGGGUAGUGCUAUUGUUAAUGUUAGAAGAGAUUUUAAAAGGGAAGCAUAUCAAGCAGCUUCUCAAGAGAUGGCUAAUAAAACUGAGAAUUUAUUCAAAGCUAUGCUGAGAGCACAGCGUCGUGGCGUUUAUACCUCGAGUGCAACUUUUUUCAGUGCUUCGCAUUUUGAACAUGUUCGCCCUAUGUUUGAAGUUGCAUGGAUGCCAGUUCUUGCUGGAUUAUCUGGUCCGCUUCAAGAUACGGAGGAUUUGGAAACAGCAAAUCUAGCAUUGGAGGGUUUUAAGCUUGCUAUUCGUAUAAUAAGUCUUUUUGAUAUGGAGCUGGAGAGAAAUGCUUUUGUCACUACAUUGGCAAAAUUCACGUUUUUGAAUAAUCUAGGUGAAAUGAGGCCCAAAAAUGUAGAUGCUAUUAAGACUCUUUUAGACAUAGCAUUAUUAGAAGGAAACUAUUUAAAGGGAUCCUGGCAAGAAGUUUUAACCUGUGUUAGUCAGUUAGAAAGACAACAUUCAGUUGAUAACGGAGCAAGGCGCAGCAGUUCUACCUCAAAAAGAUCAUUUUCAUCAAGACCUGUAUCUCAGUUAACAUUUGCAGAAGAUGUUGCAAUAGAAAGUAGGUCAUCCCAUGUGGUCGUAGCUGUUGAUAAAGUCUUUAGUUCGAGUUCAAAACUCUCUGGGACUGCUAUUGUAGAAUUUGUGCGGGCAUUAAGCAGUGUCUCAUGGGAAGAAAUACAAUCUUCAACUAUGACAGAACAUCCAAGAAUGUUUAGUUUACAAAAGUUAGUCGAGAUUUCAUAUUAUAAUAUGGGCCGUAUUCGAAUGGAAUGGUCUAACAUUUGGGCCAUAUUAGGUGAUCAUUUCAAUCUGGUUGGAUGCCAUCCAAAUAUAAAUGUUGGAUUCUUUGCUAUCGAUUCUCUUCGCCAGCUCGCGAUGCAAUUUUUGGGAAAAGAAGAGCUUCCUCAUUUUAAGUUUCAGAAGGAUUUUUUAAGACCUUUUGAGUAUAUAUUAGUUAAUAAUGCCAACGUUUCCAUAAAAGAUAUGGUGUUACGUUGCGUUCAACAAAUGAUACAAGCUCGAUCACACAACAUCAAAUCUGGGUGGAAGGCUUUAUUUGGAGUUUUGUCAGCCGCAGCAAAAGAAAUUAAUGAAUCCAUUGUUAUAAUGGCAUUCGAUAUCGUUAGAAUGAUAAUAAAAGAUCAAUUUGAUAGUAUCGUAUCCAACAGUACUUACCCUGAUCUUAUGGUUUGCCUUACGGAAUUUUGUAAAAACAAACGAUUUCAAAAAACAAGUCUUCAAGCGAUUGAUCUUAUGUGCAUGUCUAUACUAAAGAUGUUAGAGUAUCCACAAUAUAAAAUACAUUAUUCUAUUAACGGAUCUAAUGGUACCGGAAAUUCACCUGAAGUUAAAGUAAUUACCAACGAUGAUCCAUCAUUUAAAUUUUGGUAUCCGCUAUUAUUCGGAUUCCAUGAUGUUAUAAUGAAUGGCGAAGAUUUGGAAGUUAGAACAAGGGCCCUAACUUCUAUGUUUGACACCCUUAAAAAAUAUGGUGUUACAUAUUCUUUAGAGUUUUGGGGUGUAAUAUGUCGUCAAGUUCUCUUUCCUAUCUUUGGUGUGUUAAGAUCUCGUUCAGAUAUAUCAAAGUUCUCAAGUCAUGAGGAUAUGAGUGUUUGGUUAUCAACGACUAUGAUCCAAGCCCUUCGUAAUAUGAUUGAUUUGUUCACACAUUAUUUCGACACGCUUGAGGUAAUGAUUGACGGAAUAUUAGACCUACUCGGUUCUUGUAUAACGCAAGAGAAUGAUACACUUGCACGUAUUGGGAGCUCUUGUUUACAACAAUUAAUUAAUGCAAAUGUAAAGAAACUUGAUUAUAAGCAUUGGGGAAAAAUUAGUUCAAUGUUUGUCCAGUUAUUUGAAACCACUACUCCAUACAAUUUACUUGAUGAAAGUCACCGAUUUAUUGAUGCUGCUAAACAGUUGUCGAAUGGGAUUGCCGAAAUAUAUGUUGAUUUGAACACUCGGUCCAUGAUUGAAGAACUUGAAGAACAUUAUUCUGAAUCUGAACAUACGUCAACAACAACCACGGCCCCUGAUGAGCAAAGAACAAAAGAAUUCAAUAAGAUUGUUAUAAAGUGCCUGCUUCAACUACUGCUAAUAGAUACUGUAAAAGAAUUUUUAAGUAAUGAUACAGUAUAUGAGUCAAUACCAGCUGUACAUUUAUUGACAAUUGGCGAAUGCUUAGACAAAUCAUAUAACUUUGCUCGAAAAUUCAAUGAAGAUAAAGAAUUGCGAACGGCACUCUGGAAAAUAGGGUUCAUGAAGCAAUUGCCCAACUUACUUAAACAAGAAUCAAGUAGUGCAUCGUGUUUUCUAGAUCUUUUGAGAAGAAUGCAUGGUGACGGCUCUCCAAACCGCCUGGAGAGAAAAUCAGAUAUUGAGCGAAAACUAAUACCGUGA
This is a messenger RNA of Dentiscutata erythropus, 5193 nucleotides long. The record is from the annotation of a GenBank genome assembly. NCBI's taxonomy places the organism in Eukaryota, Fungi, Glomeromycota, Glomeromycetes, Diversisporales, Gigasporaceae.